This is a messenger RNA of Trichophyton verrucosum HKI 0517, 777 nucleotides long. Its product is annotated as cytochrome P450 monooxygenase, putative. The transcript has a single exon. Bases 1 to 777 code for a protein of 258 amino acids. Lineage: Eukaryota; Fungi; Ascomycota; Eurotiomycetes; Onygenales; Arthrodermataceae. The record is from RefSeq and is a predicted model, not a curated record. Gene Ontology annotation, molecular function: monooxygenase activity; oxidoreductase activity, acting on paired donors, with incorporation or reduction of molecular oxygen; iron ion binding.
AUGCUCGACUCAUUUAUCCGGCAUGGUGUAAAAGGCGAUGCCCUGCGGUCCGAGGUUCUCGAUGCUCUAGUCAUCGGGUCCUUCGGACCUUGCUACUCUAUCUGCUCAGUGAUUCUACACACCUUAGCAAAUCAGAGCGUCCUCACCAAACUCCGGUGCGAGAUUAAUGAGGCAGUUGCUACAGGUAAGGCGCCCCGGACAGGCGAGGGUCUUAUCAGCUUUGCCCAGGCCAAGCAACUUCCAUACCUGCAAGCCGUGAUUCGCGAGUCACAACGACUGCUGCCGCCUGUAAUUGGCCUUUUCCCUCGCGACAUCCCUGCUGGGGGAGACUUUGUCACUGUCGCCAGCAAGACUAUAUUCCUGCCUGGAGGUGCAUAUAUUGGACGAUCGGUGUAUAGCAUGUUCCAUUGUAAAGAAACUUACGGCCAAGACGCCGAUAAAUUCCGUCCAGAGCGCUGGUUUGAAGCUGAAGACGCUAAGCUUGCAAAUAUGAUUCGUGUAAACGAACUUAUUUUCAACCACGGGAAAUACCAAUGUAUGGGAAAGGUGAUCGCUCAGGCUGAAAUAGCGAAGGCAGUGUUUGAGGUGAGUGCCGAAAUUGUCAGUAGGCAUAGACAUAUUGCUAACAUUGUGGAUGAGCAGUUACUUCGAGAAUUCGAUUUUGAUGUUGUUAGUCAAGACAAAGACCCCUGGAAGACAGUUGAUAUGUUUGGGAUUUGUGGCGUGUCAGAUUUUUGGGUACAUGUAAAGAGCGUUGAAGGAAAAACACAAACAUAA